AUUCGAAACUAUUUAUAUUGUCAACUGUUCUAUUAAAGAAGGCCACACAAUGAAUACUUUGCUGCUGCGUCAACAAUUUUCGCUAAAUUGCAGAAAACCCUUUUGCCUGACCUUUCCAUAUCUACAAUGUGGACUGGGAAAAAGAACAAAUAGAAUAGGCGAGCAGCCAACACUUGAAGUUGGCAAAAGGGAGCUGGAAUUGUUGGAUAUGCGAAGAAACGUUGGCGAAUUGCGAGCAAUGACGCUGUUCUUGGCGAUGAGGGAAAACACGAGUGCGUCGACAACACGAAAGUAUAAACAUUGGACACACGUGCCACUGGCAAAAAGCAUGAGCAGUAACGAAGCUGGAAAGUCUGUAGAUGACAGUGAAAUAAAGCUCCCAAAAGAAGAAACUGAAUCUAAGAUGAACAAGAAUUGCGCUAAGAUUACCUCAAUAAGUGAGGUGAGGAUGUCAGUGCCCGAGGUGUCGAAGAAGCGCAAAGAAAAAAUGCUGGCACGCAUCAAGGAGAAGCAAGGCGAAUACAUUAUCCUGGAUCCUUUUAGUGUGGAAGAAGAGGUCAAGCACAAGGAGUACACAAAGUUUCCGCUUAAAACACAACGCGAUCCAUUAAAGUUCCCUGUCAACGAGCGAUUAGCGGAGACGAAAGACAGUGAGUUGGAAGCUGUGCUCGAGGCGGCCAAACGUAAAGCUGCUGAGAUAAAAGUCCUUGAUCCACAUUCCCUGACCAGAAAAAAACACGCUAAAAAGUCUAACGAGAAGUUAGGUGCAUUGGGCAGUAAACCCAAAGUUACUUCAGGUCCUUCUGGUGCAAAGUCAUAUUCCACAGCCGCUAAGUCGACGGGCGGUGCAACCAAGCCUCCGCCUCCGCCAAUGGAAUUGCCUCCUGGCACUCCGCCACCACAAACAAAGACCAAGUUUGGUCCACUUGCGGAUGCGGAUCGCAUCUUCACAAAUCUCUAUGGACGUCACGAUUGGCGUCUCAAGGAGGCAAUGAAGCGCGGCGAUUGGUACAAGACCCGCGAAAUUGUGGAGAAGGGUUCGGCCUGGAUCAUCAACGAGGUGAAGACGUCCGGACUGCGUGGUCGGGGAGGAGCCGGUUUCCCAAGUGGGCUCAAAUGGUCAUUUAUGAACAAGCCACCCGAUGGCAGACCCAAGUUUCUGCUCGUCAAUGCGGAUGAAGGUGAACCAGGCACAUGCAAGGAUCGCGAGAUACUGCGUCACGAUCCGCACAAGUUGAUUGAAGGUUGCCUGAUUGCCGGCUGUGCGAUGGGCGCCAACACGGGUUUCAUCUACAUUCGCGGCGAGUUCUUCAACGAGGCCUGCAAUCUGCAAUAUGCCAUCGUGGAGGCUUACAAGGCGGGAUACCUGGGCAAGAAUGCCUGCGGCUCUGGCUACGAGUUCGAUCUCUAUGUGCAACGUGGCGCUGGCGCUUAUGUUUGUGGUGAGGAGACCUCGCUCAUCGAAUCGGUGGAGGGUAAGGCGGGUAAACCAAGAAACAAGCCGCCAUUUCCCGCAGACAUUGGCGUCUUUGGCUGCCCCUCGACGGUCACCAAUGUGGAGACUGUGGCUGUGGCACCGGCGAUUUGUCGUCGCGGUGGCAAAUGGUUUGCCAGCUUUGGACGCACUCGCAACUCGGGCACCAAGCUCUUCAACAUCUCGGGACAUGUGAACACACCUUGCACCUUUGAGGAGGAGAUGUCAAUGACGACACGUGAACUAAUUGAGCGACACGCUGGCGGCGUCAUUGGGGGCUGGGAGAACCUGUUGGCCAUCAUACCAGGCGGCUCCUCAACGCCGUGCAUUACACAAAAGGAUGCAGAGACAUCCAUACACGACUACGACGGCCUGAUGGCAGUGAAAUCCUCUCUCGGCACCGGUGCCAUGAUUGUGAUGAACAAGAGCACGGACAUCAUCAAGGCGAUUGCCCGCUUGGCUGCCUUUUACAAGCAUGAAAGCUGUGGCCAGUGCACUCCAUGUCGAGAGGGCCUCCACUGGGUGAAUCUCAUUAUGCAGCGCUUUGUCACUGGCCGUGCUCAAGUCGGCGAGAUUGAUAUGCUCUGGGAGCUAACCAAGCAGAUCGAGGGACACACUAUUUGUGCGCUGGGCGAUGGCGCCGCUUGGCCGCCACAGGGACUCAUUCGACACUUUCGUCCGGUCAUCGAACAGCGCAUUAAGGAGCGUGAGGCAUGCGACAAAGCCGAAGCUGCCGCAAAGGCCCCCAUAAAUGUUUAAGUGUUGAGUGUGGAGUAUAAACAAUAAAGACAGUGGGGCAAAAAGCUUCAUGCAACAG
Molecule: messenger RNA, 2291 nt
Organism: Drosophila albomicans
Lineage: Eukaryota; Metazoa; Arthropoda; Insecta; Diptera; Drosophilidae
Gene: ND-51L1
Product: NADH dehydrogenase [ubiquinone] flavoprotein 1, mitochondrial
Exons: 1
Coding region: 50-2233 (727 amino acids)
Biological process (GO): mitochondrial electron transport, NADH to ubiquinone
Molecular function (GO): FMN binding; NADH dehydrogenase (ubiquinone) activity; 4 iron, 4 sulfur cluster binding
Source: RefSeq, a predicted model, not a curated record